Messenger RNA from Aegilops tauschii subsp. strangulata, 2863 nucleotides. Lineage: Eukaryota; Viridiplantae; Streptophyta; Magnoliopsida; Poales; Poaceae. The record is from RefSeq and is a predicted model, not a curated record.
AUGAUGCAAAAUGGAUGUAUCAUAGGGUCGCCGGGGGCUACAAGAAAUCCUCGUCUCGCCACCGGCAGCGGCGACAACAUCACAGGCGGCGGCGGCGGUGACGACGACUUGCGUGGAGAAUGGAAGAUCACAUCGGAGCUGCUGUUCGGAAGUAAAAAGCCAACACAGGGAUAUAACACAUGUGGAUAUUUAAAGUGGAUGGACGAAGAAUGGAAGGGGAGAGCGGGGACUGUAAUCCACAAGCUCGCUGAAGAAAAUUUGGUGCUACAGAAAUCAAAUAUGGAGAAAGACAAGCAGAUAGGUUGCAUUAAAGAAGAGAGAAAGGUGGCAAACCUCUACCUAAAGCACGCCAUUAAGAGCAGGGAUGGAAGGGAUUUAGCUGCACUAUCUAUCAUAGCCCGCGAACCUCACUCCUCUUCCCCUCGAGGUACCGUGAAAUCCCUAAUUCCCGACCACAAGCCGCCACUUGCGCCGCCCCCAACAUCGCGAUGCUCACUGCUCUCUCCGGCCGGCCGCUGCACCGCUCCGUCGUCCUCAAACCCUCCCGCCGCCCCACACCACCCAUCCCCCACGAGCUCAAACCCUCUCCUCCACCAAGUUGCUCCAUCCCACCUCGUCACCAAGAACCCCGGCGUCAUCGUCGUCCUGGGCACCGGGCAGAUCCCGGCGAAGAGCAGGCUCAAUCUGUGCCGGAAGCUCUUGUCGGCCGUGGCGGAGCACUGCUCCAUGCCAUCUCGCUUCUCCAACGAUGCCCCCGCAUCGUACUGCCUCUCCACCAGUGCCCCCACACAACCCUGCUCCCCGCCGUCGCCACGUACUCCCUGCUGCCGCCGCCGGCGAUUUCCCACGAUCGGAACAAAUCGGCACUGGUGGUUUCUUUCUACUUCAGAAGGCCAAACUUUUACUGUUCAUAUUCAAGAGACCAGAUCUGGGGCACUUAGACAAGAAAGGAGAUGGUUUCAGAUAUGAAGUUAUAAAAAAUUUCAAGCCAUCAUCAAGCAAUGGAGGAAGCUAUAGAUCCUGGAGCAUGGAACUUAUAAAUCACGCUAGGCCACCAGCCAUUCUGGAGGCAUUGUCGCGACGCAGCAGUAUGGGCCGCUCGAUUAUUUUUUGGCUGCUGGCAGUCGGUACACCGUUAAUUGUUUCUCCACCUGAGUUGUACACUACCUUUUUAUUUUUAUUUAGAUUCUUUCAGAUUUCCAGUUUAUUACUUCCGUGAGUUAUCUGCAUUCUGCAUAAAGCUUAGGCUUUAAUUGAUUGUUAUGUCAAGUGAAAUCAUGCAUGAUAAGGAUUAUUGCUGUUGGAGGAAACAUUGUGUACAAUAUGUUUGGUGGGAGUUAAAAGAAGGGGAACAUAUUAUUGUGAUGUUAUAGUUUCUUGGAAGUAGUUUCAUCUAUUUGUUUACAACAUUGAUGGCUUGCUGCCUUUUAGUAUUGGAAUGUGUAAUCACAUGCGUUCUUAUAUCUUCUACGUUAUUCUCGUUUUAACUCCCGUCCUGCGGAUUAUCCUAGGUUGUAGGCGAAGAUGAACUCCUGAUGGUCUACACUGUCCUGCUUUGCCAUGGAAGUAAAUGAGCCAACGUGUACCAGGGAAUAUGCAUAUACACCACAUCUAAUCCAGCACUAUUUUCUUGUGGCGACCGGCGAGGAGAAGAUACAAAUGCCUUCAAAUCCACCACUUAUCCCCACUACUAUUUCUUUGCCUAUUUUUUGUCUUCUCUCUAAUUAUGGUUCUUUUGUUUAUUUUUUAUUAUCUGCAGGCUAAGCAAACCUUGACUCUGGCUAAUUGGUCUUGGAAGCUGGAAACCAGUUCAUAUAUAAGAUUCCUAGGUGGUGGUCUACGUCUCUUAUUUUCUAUUAGUGAGUGCUCAUUUUCCUCAUCUGGAGCUAUGGUAUUAUCUUUGGUUUCAUCAUAUUUUCCUUCCCUGAUUUUUGUUGAUGCUUGGCUAUGUUAUGGGAUGGGACCUCCAUGUGCCAGUAUUUUUAGCCGAUCAGUAUGUGGUGCUAAAAAAUUAAUCUGUACAGAAUGACGUUGUGCACAUCCAACCCCAAGCAAUGUAAGAAACCUAUUAUUUGACUAGCUGUAUGGUACAUCUCAUACAGUUUCUAAUACUGUUGUUCCUAUUAAUUGGAUACGCCAAAGGGCAAAGUUAAUGUUUUGUUCAUCGCUUCUAUACCCGUUUCUUCAUGUUUCUUCAUGUUUGGUAGUGACCAGGGUUUCCAUGUACUUGAUAGAUACUUUCCUCAUGCUAUGUGUUUUAUGUAUGCAUAUAUGUUUCUGGCCAUAAAUAUAUAGCUGGCUCCAACUUUUACUGCUUUCCGUGGAACUUUGAAAAGUACCCUUUAAUCCACUAAUUCUGGACCUGUUAGUUUGGGCACUGAAAACUUUGAAAAGUACCCUUGAAUUAGAGGAUUAAACUAACAGGUCCAAAAUCCUGAAGCCCAAAUGAAUCAGUUUUCAGUUUAAAUGAAUGGUGUUAUAGGAGAAGCUAAUCUGAAUGUUUGCACGGGAUUACUUAACUUGACAUACAUUAUCUGGAUCCUUGGCCACUUCUAUGCAAAAGCGUUCGAUCUCUUACUCCACUAUGGAGUUUGAUCGAGAAGUUUGGGCCUUUGGUCAUCUGUUACCUGAAACUUUAAAUCUGACUACAAAGCCUCCAAAGUCAAAACUCAAUUCAUGUAAAAAUCGGCAAGAGUUUAGAGGAUUUGGCUCCACAUUUUUUGAUCUUGUUAGUACUUUCACCUUGCUAAUUCAAAAUGUGUGAAUCCUAAUGAACUCUGUAGAGUAGGAGAAACUACCACAAGUCAAGGUGAGACCCAUGCCUGAAAAGGGGAAAUCACUCUGGAGUCGGCUCAAGAACAAG